AUGGCGGUGAGUACAGUGCCGCCUGAUUUCUCAUUACAUCCAGGCCUUAGUCGAACUUUGAAAGAACGGGAGAAACUUGUUAGUCAGAGGGAAGCCAAUUGGGCGCUAGGUGAGAUGUUCGCUUAUGGCUCUUUGCUGAAAGAGGGUAGACAUGUGCGUCUUUCGGGCCAAGACGUGGAACGCGGCACCUUCUCACACCGACACAGUGAAAUAGAUAAGAAAGUUUUUAUUCCGCUCAAUAACCUGUAUCCUGGUCAAGCUCCAUUCUCCAUCUGCAACUCUUCACUCUCCGAAUUUGGCGUUCUGGGUUUCGAGCUUGGAUAUUCUCUGACAAACCCAGAUGCACUGGUCCUUUGGGAAGCCCAAUUCGGAGAUUUUAUGAACACAGCUCAGUGCAUAAUCGAUCAGUUCCUGUGCAGCGGCCAGCAGAAAUGGGUCCGCCAGUCUGGUCUUGUUCUUCUGCUGCCUCACGGCUUCGAAGGAAUGGGUCCAGAACACUCGAGCGCUCGGCCUGAGCGAUUCCUGAUGAAUAGCAACGAUGAUGAAAGUCACGUUCCGGUAAGCUUUAAGCUCUUAAACCCGAUUCAUUAUCCGAUGCAGCUUACUUUUGGGAAGCAAAGCUAUGCCUCUAUUAGUUCCUAA
Molecule: messenger RNA, 642 nt
Organism: Protopolystoma xenopodis
Lineage: Eukaryota; Metazoa; Platyhelminthes; Monogenea; Polystomatidea; Polystomatidae
Source: the annotation of a GenBank genome assembly